This is a messenger RNA of Echinops telfairi (small Madagascar hedgehog), 3628 nucleotides long. It is a transcript of the gene ZNF10, whose product is annotated as zinc finger protein 10. Gene Ontology annotation, biological process: regulation of transcription by RNA polymerase II. Bases 1150 to 3015 code for a protein of 621 amino acids. Gene Ontology annotation, molecular function: RNA polymerase II cis-regulatory region sequence-specific DNA binding; DNA-binding transcription factor activity, RNA polymerase II-specific. NCBI's taxonomy places the organism in Eukaryota, Metazoa, Chordata, Mammalia, Afrosoricida, Tenrecidae. The record is from RefSeq and is a predicted model, not a curated record. The transcript has 6 exons.
GUUCUAUCCUGUCCUGUAGGACUUCUAUGAGUCAGAAUCUACUCAAUGGCAGCGAGUUUGUGAGUUUGUUUUUUAUCCAGAAUUAACAAACCCACCAGGCGAUCUUCUGGAGAAAGAGAAGGCUUUCUACCCCACUAAAGAUCUUUAGCCUAAGAAAUCCAAAGGGACAGUUCUAGCCUAUCCUAUAGGGUCCUGUGAGUUGGAACUACCUUGAUGGCAGUGAGUAUUUUUGAGUCUGAGUGGCUAAAGUGAUGGAGGAAGUGAUGCAAGAAAGUGACAUCAGUCUUUUAGAGAUGUGGAAACUGGGUCCAUGCUGAUCUUGCCACAAAGUUAAUGAUAAAGAUUGCCCCUUUAGUAGCAUACUUGGCAAUAGUGGUGCUUCUGGUAAAUCAUAUUUCUAAAAAUUUUAUUUUUGAAAGGUUUCGUAUAAAAGGCAUCUGAACUCCCAGAUUUUUGAAGGAUAAUUCAGAAUUCUCAUUGUUCUCUUUCACUUUGCCAAGUUUGUCUUCUUUUAGAAGAAAUUUGUGAAGAUUAAUUAUUUCCUAUUAAUGUUAUCUGAGUUAUUUUUCUUAAAUUUUUUUUAAAUUUGCCGAUUUCAUUAAUAUUUUCAUUUUUGAUCAAGCAAAGGACCCCCGGUGACGUACUUGGAUAUGAAUUGGGCUGCAAACUGCGAGGUCUCCAGUUCUAACCCACCUCCGACUCAGAGGGAGAGAGAAAGAUGAGACUUUCUACUCCCACAAAGAUUCACAGCUUGGCAGACCCUACAGUGCAGUUCUACUCUGCCCUAUAAAGUCAUUGUGAGUUGGAAUCAACUCAGUGACAGUGGAUUUGGGCCAUGGCCAAACAGGUUUAUGUGUUGAUCUUUAAAAUAUAUUCUGUGUUUUUUAUUUUCCUUGGUACUAGAGUUGUUAACUAAUCCAAAGUGUAAGUGCGUGUAUGUAUAUGUUAUGUAUAUAAAUAUGUAUCUAAAACCAAACCAAAACCUAUUGUCCUUGAGUUGAUUCCAGUUCAUAGCGAUCCAGUAAGACUGAGCGGGGCUCCCACAUAGGGGCUCCACUGCUGUGAAUUUUUGCGGAAACAGACUGCCACAUCGUUCUCUGGCAGAGCAGCUAGUGGGUUCAAACCGUGGACCUUUUGGAUAGCCGUCAAAUGCAAACUGCAAGGAGGAGGUUUUCAGUUUCUGGAUUCCCCUUUACUCAAGAAAAUACAGAGCAUGGAAGCUCAAUUUCUAACUACCCCACCCAGGGCGCUGUGCAGCCCGUCCACCUUGCUGAGGGUCUCGCUCUUUUUUCAGGCCUUCUCGAGGGCCUGGCCCUUCCUGAGGACACACCCAAAACAUUGGUGGACUUCAAGGAUGUGCUUGUGGACUUCACCAAGGAGGAGUGGAAACUCCUGAACAUGGCUCAGCAGAUCAUGUACAGGCAUGUGAUGCUUGAGAACUAUAAGAACCUGAUUUCCUUGGGUCAUCAGUUUCCUAAACCAGAUGUGAUCCUCCGGUUGGAGAGAGGUGAAGAGCCUUGGCCAGUAGAGAUUCGCCAGGAGACCUUUCCAGAUUCCGAGACUGCAGUUCAAAUUCAAUCACCAAUAUCCAAUGAGAGCAUUCUCGAGGAGAAACAGAUCUUUGACACUAAAAUGGAAGGAAUGGCAAAGAAUGACCUCUGGUAUUUGUCAUUAGAAGAAAUCUGGAAAUGUGAAGACCAGUUGAACAGGUAUCAGGAAAACCAGGAGAAACAUUUGAGGCAAGUGGCAUUCACACAGAAGAAAGUGCUUUCUCCAGAGCGAGUCUGCGAACAUGGCAAAUAUGGGGGGAAUGGUCUUCUCCCUGCUCAUGUGGCACUGAGAGAGUAUUUCCACAAACAUGACUCACAUAUUAAAAGUGUAAAACAUAAGUUAGUGUUCAGUGGUCAUCAGGAAAGCUAUGCAAGUAACAAGGAAUGUGGCCAAACAUUCUGUCAAAACAUUCACCUUAUUCAAUUUACAAGAACCCAGACAGGAGGUAAAAUAUAUAAAUGUCCUGAUACUGAUGACUCUCGUACUCGUGGUACUUCCCUUGGCAUGUCAAAGGGCACACUUAGAGAGAAACCUUAUGAAUGUAAAGAAUGUGGAAAAUUCUUCAGUUGGCGCUCUAAUCUGACCAGACACCAGCUUAUUCAUACUGGAGAGAAACCGUAUGAAUGUAAAGAAUGUGGAAAGUCUUUCAGCCGGAGUUCCCACCUCACAGGACACCAAAAGACUCACACUGGUGAGGAGCCCUAUGAAUGUAAAGAAUGUGGGAAAUGCUUCAGCUGGUUCUCUCACCUUGUUACACAUCAGAGAACUCACACAGGAGACAAACUGUAUACAUGUAAUCAGUGUGGGAAGGCAUUUGUGCAUAGCUCCAGGCUUAUUAGGCAUCAGAGAACCCACACUGGAGAGAAACCCUAUGAGUGUCCGGAAUGUGGAAAGUCCUUCAGGCAAAGCACACACCUUAUUCUGCACCAGAGAACACAUGUUAGGGUCAGGCCCUAUGAAUGUAAUGAGUGCGGUAAGUCUUAUAGUCAGAGAUCUCAUCUUGUCGUGCAUCAUAGAACUCACACUGGGCUGAAGCCUUUCGAAUGCAAAGAUUGUGGGAAAUGCUUUAGUAGAAGCUCUCACCUUUUUUCACAUCAGAGAACCCAUACUGGAGAGAAACCCUAUGAAUGUCACGACUGUGGUAAAUCCUUCAGCCAGAGCUCUGCUCUGAUUGUACAUCAGAGAAUCCAUACUGGAGAGAAACCAUAUGAAUGUUGUCAGUGUGAGAAAGCCUUCAUUCGGAAGAAUGACCUUAUUAAGCAUCAAAGGAUUCAUAUUGGAGAAGAGACUUUUAAAUGUAAUCGGUGUGAAAUUAUCUUCAGCCAGAGCUCUCCAUACAUCGUACAUCAAAUAGCACAGACUGGAGAAAAAUUCUUCACAUGUCAUCAGUGUGGUACAGCUCUUGUGAAUAGUUCUAACCUUAUCAGGUACCAGACAGGUCCUACUGGAGAAAACACUUAUUAACAUGACCAUAGAAAAUUCUUCACAAAGAACGAUAACUUUGUUUUACCUCACAGAACUCAUUUUGGGGAGACAGCAAGAUAAGUGGAAUCCGUGUGAAAAUUUUUCAGUAUCAUUACUACCCCUGUUGGGUACCAGAUAGAAUUAUCUAGUUAAAAAUAAUAAUAGCAAACAAACAAAAAGGCGAGAAAACCCUUACAAAUUACAUUUUAGUACUUUAUAGUGGGGUUUUUUCCUUUCCACGAAUUCUUAUAAAAUAAAUUGUCCUAGAAGCAUUUUUAAAUCUUGCAUCUUAGCAGGAAUAAUUAAGUUGUUUAGUAGUUGUUGAGAGGUGACCCAACUUUAUUAACUUAUCAUAAAGAAAAUGAAUGAUAUGGAUUGUAUUCCAAUGAGUUAGUAUGCCAUUCAAUUUCCUGUGAGAUAUUUAGUAGUUUUUAAAUCUGUUUUAUGUGUCUUAUAUAAACCAGUUUGAUUAGCAGCAGGAAAAGUGCUUGUCAGGCAGGUAAAGAAGACAACAUUUACACUACUAGCAGCAUGGAUUGGAAUGUAGGCAAAAGUGUCUAUGUAUAAGUGAACAGAAUAGAUUCCUAUAAAACUUUUUUUUAUGGUUCCUUCA